Molecule: messenger RNA, 2669 nt
Organism: Chiloscyllium plagiosum (whitespotted bambooshark)
Lineage: Eukaryota; Metazoa; Chordata; Chondrichthyes; Orectolobiformes; Hemiscylliidae
Gene: uncx
Product: UNC homeobox
Biological process (GO): regulation of DNA-templated transcription
Molecular function (GO): DNA-binding transcription factor activity, RNA polymerase II-specific; sequence-specific double-stranded DNA binding
Source: RefSeq, a predicted model, not a curated record
AAAGAUCCCUUUUUUUUAUAAGGCACCGUCACGAUAGCUUUAAAUAUUCAUAGUGACAGAGCAGUCUAGAGCAAACGGCGAAGAUGAAAUAUCAUGUUCUUUUAAAUGCAUUGUGACAGCUCUGGAAGCAGCAGCUGAUGAAUCCUCUAUUAUGCGAUCAGUCUAUUUGCCGCUCAACGUGUCCCUGUAAUUGGCCCGACAUCAGUUUAAAAGCUGACCAAGGAAAUCAUUCUCUUUUUUUUGAGGGGAAAAAAAACCUUGGACACAACACGAUGGUCAAUGUUUGGGAGAGAGAGAAGGAAAAUCUAUUAGUGUGUGUUGUGUAGGAGCUGCGGAGAAAUUGCAUAUGUUUACUCUGUGCUCUGUUUAGUAUUUAACCAGGUACCAAUCAACCUGCGGGAGCUUGGGCCCGUACUCGUCAAAUCCUCCUGCAUUGUUUUGACAGCUCAUAUAUUGUUUAUUGAGGUGGAUGUCAUGUAUAAUUAGCGAUCGAUAUGGAAACGUUUUCAAGCGGGUCUUAAUACCCACUGGUCCCAACACACACCGACUAUACGUCUCUGACGUCAGACGCGAUUAACGUUUCUUAUUGGUCCCAAAUUCCCAAAGCCUGGGCUAAUUAUUGGAUCCUUUAUGUUCAUAAAGUAAAGACACAUCCUCUCCGUUCACUAGCAUGUCAAGCGCUUUUCUACUUUCCCCUGCAUACAUUUUGAAGUUCACCCAAAUCCUUUAAGUGAAAGAUCUCACCCCCCCCCCCCCACCUCACCCAGCCCCCCACCCCCUCCCCUUUCUCUGUCUCUGUCUCUCUCUCUCUCUCUGGCCCCUUUCCCCCUGCAGGGAGAUGAUGGAUAGCAGGAUCUUAGAACACCACCACGCUCAGUUUGGAGGUACCUUGGCCAGCAUGGUAGGAUUCCAUUAUCCCCUUACUCAUCACCAUGUGUACGAACUCACAGGGCACCAGCUCCAAUCUGCCAGCGUCCCCUUCACCAUAGACGGAUUACUGAGCGGCUCCUGCACGGCGUCCGUGGUCAACCCGUCCCCUCUGAUGCCUUCGGCUUGCAACGUGAACGGGGAGAGCCAGUCCUUCAAACUGUCAGACUCGUCGGAUCCAGAGAAAGACACCCCGGGAUGUAAACGGAGAAGGACGAGAACCAAUUUCACCGGCUGGCAGCUGGAGGAGUUGGAAAAAGCCUUUAACGAGAGCCAUUAUCCAGACGUGUUCAUGAGAGAGGCGUUAGCAUUGAGACUCGACCUGGUGGAGUCUCGGGUUCAGGUUUGGUUUCAAAACCGCCGAGCGAAAUGGAGGAAGAAGGAAAAUACCAAGAAGGGACCGGGGCGACCAGCACAUAACUCGCACCCUACAACAUGUAGCGGGGAGCCCAUGGACCCGGAAGAGAUCGCCCGCAGGGAGAUGGAGAAGAUGGAGAAGAAGAAACGGAAGCAGGAGAAGAAACUUCUGAAAUCCCAGAACAAGCUGCUGCACUCGGAGGGGGAGUGCAGCGUUGCUUCCUCUGGUUCGGAGUCAGACAGCAGCGUGGUCCACCUGCAGCCUGGUACAACACAGAGCGAGACCAGUCAACAUUCCCCAAACACCAGCCGGGAGCCUAGUGCGGUCAACUGCGAACAGACGCCCCAAAAGCUCUCCCACCACCAAAGAAACGCGUCCCAGAAUAAUCCCAGUCGAUCUUCAGAUCUGGACUCCAAUCGGGACAAAGCUCAGAGUUAUCUGUGCACGAACGCUCGCUCUUCCAGUCUGACCAAGUGCGAUCAGAAAACCAACCCUUUCAGCGUGGAAAGUCUACUUUCCGAUAGCACGCCGCGGCGCAAGCCUCACUAUGACUACCCAGCCUUACCAAACCCCCGAGCCGUCAUUGGGAAGGGGCACUUCCUUCUCUAUCCCAUCACCCAACCUCUCGGUUUCAUCGUUCCCCAAACCAGUAUCAGGACACCGCCCGUCCAAACCCCGUCUCCCUCCAGGCCAGACACAACCGCCCCAGAAACAGACCAGGCGCUUGCCACUUAUCCCGCGACAAACUCAAACUCAACACAAACCGGCUGUCCCAGCUCCGAGUCGAGCUCAGCACAGACCAGCUACCCCGGGACAACUGCGGGCGCCACACAAGCCAGCUAUCUCGAUCCAAAUUCCAGCCCGCCUCAGUCAAAUAAAGCUCUGGCCUCGGAGGGUCCGGAUGAACUGACCCAACAGAGAGCGGACUCUCCCGAGCCAGUAGACACAAACUGCCCUCGAGAACAUAUGACAGAGUGUGAAGAGGUGGAUAUGGACUGAGCUCAGAGACUGGAAACUAACAUCGCAUCUGCAAAGCAGGCAGGACAAAACAAAGCAAGACAGAGGGAGGAAGGGAAAAUAAGGACUUUCUCGUUAAAUUCACUAGAUAAACACGCCCUUUCAGUUUAUUUAGUUUGUUAGCUAUGCAGGUGGAUUUCUGUAUGAAUUUUCACUGAUCAGGCGAUGCGUUCAGAUAUUAACCCAGCCCUGUUUUCACUAAGCGGUGCCAAAACAGUUUACCUUCUAUAUAUAAACACACAUAUAUAUAUUCUCUCUCUCACACACAUACAUGCACACAGAGUUACCAUCAGUGGCUGAACGCAAUGUAUAAAACCACUAAUCCUCUCCUCAUUGUGUAAAACCCAAACAAAUGUAUCAAAUAUUU